Molecule: messenger RNA, 1640 nt
Organism: Phanerochaete carnosa HHB-10118-sp
Lineage: Eukaryota; Fungi; Basidiomycota; Agaricomycetes; Polyporales; Phanerochaetaceae
Exons: 6
Coding region: 1-1227 (408 amino acids)
Biological process (GO): UDP-galactose transmembrane transport
Cellular component (GO): Golgi membrane; endoplasmic reticulum membrane
Molecular function (GO): UDP-glucose transmembrane transporter activity; UDP-galactose transmembrane transporter activity
Source: RefSeq, a predicted model, not a curated record
AUGGCGAGCAGCACUUGCUACCGCCGUAGGUCACGUGCUUCUUUGGUCGCGUCUCAUGUCGAUCGGUUGGGACUAUGCGUUUUAGGCGUCUACUCUAUGUUUCUCAUAUGGGCGAUAGCUCAAGAGAGACUCUCAGUUCCUUUUGAAUCAAUAGUUGACGGCUCGAAAGAAAAGUUCAAGUCUCCUCUCUUCAUGAGCACAUGCCAGAGCGCGAUGAGCUCAUUAUCUGCCAUUUUUUACCUCCUCUUCCUCCGGAAAUCUGGACAGCCCCUUGUGCAGCUGCUUGGUCUCGAUACUCAGCCGGCAAAUCACGCAAACGCGAGUGUGAAGCCAAACGGAGACGCAAAGACAAACGGACAUACCCGCUCUAGCCGACCCGACUCUCGCUAUUCGACCAGGUCUCUCCUGCUGCGUUACUUUCAGUGUGCCGUUUUCAUCACCUCUGCCGCGCCUUUCGGCUUCGCCGCCCUAUCGUACAUCACUUACCCCGCAAUGGUCCUCGGCAAGUCCUGCAAACUCGUGCCUGUCAUGAUCAUGAACGUGCUGCUUUAUCGUCGCAAGUUCGCGCCUCACAAGUACCUAGUCGUCGCAAUGGUCACACUUGGUAUCACGAUGUUUAUGGGGUUCGGCAAAGAGAAGCCAUCCAAAUCCAAGGCUGGCGACACACCGCUUUCCAUGUACACACAACUUAUCGGUAUCACAUACCUGCUCAUCAACCUUGCCAUCGACGGUGCGACAAAUUCCACGCAGGACGAGAUUUUUUCUCGGUUCCGCGUCUCUGGACAGCAGAUGAUGCUUUGGAUCAACCUCUUCUGUACAUUGCUCACGUCCCUCAUCUCUGUGCUACCUUUGCCCUACAUUCCCGUACUGCACCCAUCGCAUAGUCGCACCGAGCUUGAAGGCGCGCUGGCAUUCAUACGCGAUCACCCGUCCAUCGUCGUACCGCUCGUUCAGUUCUCCGUUACUGGCGCGCUGGGACAGCUCUUCAUAUUCGAGACGCUGCAGCAUUUUGGGUCGCUGACACUCGUGACGAUCACGCUGACAAGGAAGCUGUUUACGAUGCUCCUCUCUGUUGUGGUGUACAACCACAAACUCACACCUGGCCAGUGGGCCGGAACGGCAGUGGUGUUUGCAGGAAUCUCGGUUGAGGCAUGGGUGAAGCGUAGAGACGUCCACGCGAAGCGCGUCAUACAGGAGAAGGAGAAAGCUAAGAUCAAAAGCAUUUAGACGGCAAGAUAGCGACGUACGUCACGCUUAAUAUACCAUAAUACUAGAGCCAAAUGUGCAAGCUACAUCAUACAAAGCGUAUAAGUUAAGAGUGGCUGAGUACAGAGGCCAGAACCCAAUACUGAUAUUGGAAACAGAAGAUAGUGGUACCAGAUGGUAAAAUAUCACAUCUCCAUCGCAUCGUCAUCGUCAUCGACUAACUGCCGUUUACGAUCCUCGACGCUUCAAAAUAAGUUAUAGCCGCAACUUUUUAGUGACAAAUAGUUAGAACGUACCGAGCUGAUUCUUCCUCGUCACUGUCAUCUGCACGCUUCCUCCGCGUAUUCGCACUGCCUUGCUGCGGAAAGCUUCGCACUGCGAGACUUGCUUUAUAUAUUGAUUCGUACUCCUACACCAGGUCACUAUUAGCUUGU